Cyphellophora europaea CBS 101466 is the source of this 1668-nucleotide messenger RNA. RefSeq lists its product as uncharacterized. Gene Ontology annotation, cellular component: membrane. NCBI's taxonomy places the organism in Eukaryota, Fungi, Ascomycota, Eurotiomycetes, Chaetothyriales, Cyphellophoraceae. Gene Ontology annotation, molecular function: oxidoreductase activity, acting on paired donors, with oxidation of a pair of donors resulting in the reduction of molecular oxygen to two molecules of water. Bases 1 to 1668 code for a protein of 555 amino acids. The transcript is spliced from 3 exons. Gene Ontology annotation, biological process: lipid metabolic process. The record is from RefSeq and is a predicted model, not a curated record.
AUGUCCCGCAAACAGCAAAAGCUGGACGUCUUCACUCGUUCGCAGGUAGAGGACUUGAUCAACAAGGGCCAACUCAUCGUCAUCUCGAAUGAUCAGGUACUCCGGUUAGACAAAUGGGCCGACCGGCACCCAGGAGGACGCCUACCCAUCUUGCACAUGGUGGGCAAGGACGCCACCGAUCCUUUGGCCGUCUACCAUAGCGUCGACAUCCUACAGCAGAUGUGUCGGUACCGCAUCGGUGUCAUCAACGAGCCCUGGAUCGAUCUCGAGCCUCCUAUUUCCCGAACAUCCUUCAACCUAGAAACAACCGACGGAAGUCGUCCCUUUGUACCGGUGCUAGGGCAAGUCGCAGCGAAGACGAGCCCCAAAGACAAGCACGUGCAGAGUGUUGUAACAGACAUCAGUCAUGUCCCAGACACCUCUACUACUCCCCAACCCGAAUGGCUUGAGCUCCGGUCCAACGUCACGAAGCAGAUGAGAGAAGACAGCGACGACCACACCUACUCAUCUGCUCUCGACCAUCUGCGCCAGCUAGAGAUCGACCUAGACCAGAGCGAGUAUCCCGCAGCCGAUGCGGCCACUCAACGAGCAAUCUCACUCGAGUUCCGGGAUCUACAUCAAACGGUGCGAGAGCGAGGCUUGUACACAUGUCGAUUGUCGAAUUAUGCCAAAGAACUAGUGCGAUAUUCCACGCUCUUUUCCCUCUUCCUCGUGGCCUUCCGAUAUGGCUGGACUCUCACAUCGGCAGUCUUCCUUGGGCUGUUCUGGCAUCAGAUCAUGUUCUCCGCCCACGACGCUGGUCAUCUAUCCAUCACGCACAACUUCAAGAUUGAUACUGCGAUCGGCAUCUUCAUCGCAGACUUUUGUUGUGGCCUUUCGAUGGGCUGGUGGAAGAGUAGCCACAAUGUGCAUCAUCUAGUUCCAAACCACCCUGAGCACGACCCAGACAUUCAGAAUGUUCCCCUCUUCUCCACGUCGUCUACGUUCUGCAAAUCUCUCCGCUCAACCUACUAUGGCAGUAUCUUUCCUUGGGAUAAAGCCGCCGAUAUCAUGGUACGCAUCCAAGAAUACACAUACUACCCGGUCAUGGGUCUUGCCCGAUUCAAUCUCUAUUUCCUGUCGUGGGGCUACCUCAUCUCCGACAAAGCCACCCGACUUCCCAGCAGUACGUGGACGCGACCCUUGGAAGGCUUCUGCAUGCUCUGCUACUGGUAUCUGUUCGGCUAUCGCUUGGUUUGGCUAUCGAUCCCUUCCUGGCCUCUCCGCAUAGGCUUUGUCCUCAUCAGCCACAUUGCAACCAUGCCUUUACAUGUUCAGAUUACUCUAUCUCAUUGGGGUAUGUCAACGACCGACCUUGGGUCUGCGGAAUCCUUUGCGCAGAAACAAUUACGGACGACCAUGGAUGUCAACUGUCCGGCUUGGCUGGACUUUAUCCAUGGCGGAUUGCAAUUUCAAGCAGUACAUCACCUGUUCCCUCGCCUGCCCCGCCACAAUCUGCGCGAGGCUCAGUCUCUGGUGAGAGACUUUUGUAAGCGUGUAGGAGUCAAGUACACGAUCUUCAAUUUUGUGGAGGGCAAUGAGGUAGUCCUUGGACGUCUAGGAGAGAUCUCCAAGCAGUUGGAGAUAUUAGCUCUAUGCCAAAGAGAUAUGUCUCUCAACAAGGUCUAG